AUGCUUCAGUGCCUCCAGCAGCAUGUGCAGUUCCCAACAGGCGAGGAGGAGCCGCGGACUGCCAGAGCUGGCUUCGCGUUGGUUGCAGGGUUCCCCAAUGUCAUGGUGGCUGUGGACUGCACGCAUGUCGCUAUGGUGGCCCCACGGAAGGAUCCCAUGGUGUACCAGAACAGGCACCACUUCUACAGCCUCAAUGUGCAGGCAUCCUGCGACCACUGGGGAGUCUUCACAGAUCUGGUGGCGAAGUUCCCAGGGAGCAUGCAAGAUGCUCAGAUCUUCACGUCCUCGGGCCUCAACCUCGGGCCUCAACCCCAGAUGGCCAGGGGGUACCCGCUGCUGCCCUACCUGCUGACGCCGUACCAGGAGGACGCACCCGAGGACCGGGCAGCAUACAACCAGGCACACAGGGCUACUCACAUAGUCAUCAAGCAUGCCUUCGGGGAGCUGAAGAUGAGGUUCCGCUGCCUGCACCACACGGGUGGCCGAUGCAGCAUGCAGCUCCUGCCUGUGGCUAAGCUAGUGGCUGUCUGCAUCAUGCAGCACAACAUCGCCACCCGGCAAUGCCUGCUGGCCCCCCAGGAGCUUCCCCUCCCAAACCCUGUGUCGCCAGUGCAGGAGAAUGUGGAGGCGGCGACACGGACUGCUGCCCAGCAGGACUUUAGGGGGCACUUGAAUCAGGAGUGUGUGCGAGCUCAUAUCUGGGCCACUUAG
Messenger RNA from Heteronotia binoei (common prickly gecko), 711 nucleotides. Its product is annotated as putative nuclease HARBI1. The transcript has 2 exons. Lineage: Eukaryota; Metazoa; Chordata; Lepidosauria; Squamata; Gekkonidae. Bases 1 to 711 code for a protein of 236 amino acids. The record is from RefSeq and is a predicted model, not a curated record.